GAAAUUCAUUUGUCAAUUCCGUUAGUUUCGGUAUCUGUUAAUUAUAGAAAAUAACACAAAAAUAUAUAUUUUCGAAUCAUGUUUCGAAAUACAUUCCAAAAAGGUUUCCUAUCUGUUUUCUACAGCAUCGGUAGCAAUCCCUUAUUAAUAUGGAAAACGCAAACUAAGAACGGUUACAUCAAACGGGUAACUGACGAAGAUUUAAAUUCAAUGGCACUGGAAAUCGUCGGAUCAAAUAUGGCAACAGCAUAUAUUGUGACACCAAUACAUCCCAGAGAAUCACUUGCAAUAAAAUUACCGUUCAUAGUGCUCAUUAUAAAGAAUAUGAACAAAAGUUUUUCGUUUGAAGUUCAAAUUCUCGACGACCAGAACGUAUUACGAAGGUUCCGUGUUUCGAAUUGUCACAAUUCCACGAAGAUCAACAGCUUUUCCACAGCAAUGCCAAUAGUUAUGUCGGAUGGAUGGAAUCAAAUUCAAUUUAAUUUGGCGGACUUUACCCGACGUGCAUAUAAUACAGCUUACGUUGAAACAGUCCGCAUACAGAUCCAUGCCAACGUUCGAAUUCGACGAAUCUUUUUUUCCGACAGAAUUUACACUGACGACGAGAAACCGGAACAAUAUCGGUUGUUCCUGCCAAAGGAACGUGUAGCGAAAAAGAGUGAAAAAACCAAUAAACCACCCACCACUCCCAAAACUGAAAGAAAUGAUUACUGUGUAGAUACUUGCAAUCAGCCCUGCGCUUACAUCAAUCCUUCGUAGAUGGCUUUCCUCAUUCUGUUAUUUAUUCGUCAAUAAAUUUUCAAUAAAUCAAUAAAAUGGUGAGACGGUGGUGU
Molecule: messenger RNA, 833 nt
Organism: Bradysia coprophila
Lineage: Eukaryota; Metazoa; Arthropoda; Insecta; Diptera; Sciaridae
Source: RefSeq, a predicted model, not a curated record